Molecule: messenger RNA, 723 nt
Organism: Rosa chinensis
Lineage: Eukaryota; Viridiplantae; Streptophyta; Magnoliopsida; Rosales; Rosaceae
Product: chaperone protein ClpB3, chloroplastic-like
Exons: 4
Coding region: 1-723 (240 amino acids)
Biological process (GO): cellular response to heat
Cellular component (GO): cytoplasm
Molecular function (GO): ATP binding; ATP hydrolysis activity
Source: RefSeq, a predicted model, not a curated record
AUGGUUUUUGCAUUUUUACAACAGUUGGAACGAGUCCAGAAGAGAACUACAGACCGCAAGAUGAAAAUCCAAGUGAGUGAUGCAAUUGUGCAGUUUCUUGGAAGUCUUGGCUACGAUCCAAACUACGGUGCUAGGCCAGUGAAGCGAGUGAUUCAGCAAUAUGUAGAAAAUAAGCUUGCCAAGGGCAUCUUGAGGGGAGAGUUCAAAGAAGAAGACACCAUUUUGGUCGACACAGAGGUCACAGCGUUUGCCAAUGGCCAACUACCCCAGCAAAAGCUAGUCUUCAAGACGCAUUCUGACGUGUUCAAUGUUUUCCUUCAAAUUUUAGAUGAUGGGAGAGUAACUGACUCACAGGGCCGCACUUACAUACUUAACGGAGAUGAUGAAGUAUCACCAAAGGAGUUGGGUUACGAAACUAUAAAGCAGCGGGUCAUGGAGCCUGCAAGGUCCAUAUUUCGCCCUGAGUUCAUAAAUCGGGUUGAUGAGUACAUAGUUUUUCAUCCCUUGGACCGUGAUCAGAUAAACAACAUUGUCAAGAUACAGUUGCAACGAGUUCAAAAAAGAAUUGCAGACCGCAAGAUGAAGAUCCGACUUGCCAAGGGCAUCUUGAGGGGAGUGUUCAAAGAAGAAGACACCAUUUUGGUCGACACAGAGGUCACGGUGUUUGCCAAUGGCCAGCUACCCCAACAAAAGCUAGUCUUCAAGAUGCUUGAAACUGGUUAA